Molecule: messenger RNA, 678 nt
Organism: Penicillium hordei
Lineage: Eukaryota; Fungi; Ascomycota; Eurotiomycetes; Eurotiales; Aspergillaceae
Exons: 1
Coding region: 1-678 (225 amino acids)
Source: RefSeq, a predicted model, not a curated record
AUGCAAACAUACACCUUGGUCAGUGCAAACGACAAUCCGUUUGACGCUGACAUUGUGGACUCCGAUGAAAACCUGCCUUCGUCUUCCCGCGUACGACGUUCGAUCUGGCUUUUCCUCCUUGGAUAUGUAUGGAAAACGGCCCUCCUAGCUAUGGCUAUUGUCGGAUGCAUCAACACACUCCGCUUAGCAUGGCCCCAGAUCAACCACAACAAUUCCAGUAUAUCCUGCUGGUGGGGGGAAUCCUUGACGGAGGCUAUGUCCCUCAACUGUAGAUUCGAUAGUAUUUUAGUAUCCUGGCUCCCAGCACGCUGUCGAGACGAUGAGCUGGCUGAGCAGUGUGACCAUGCUGGCCCGGGGCCCGACGGCUCCUGGACCUUUUAUGCAGAUGAAAACAAGACCCAGACUCUGGAUCGGAGUGGGAUUGCUGCUUUGGCUGGUUCGACGACUCAAUUUUACGCGUCACAUGAGUGGCAUGUACCCCACUGUGCAUGGUUCUGGCGGAAACAGGUGCGGGCGGCGCAGACCGGGGUCACGAUCGAAGAGAGAUUCAAGAGCGUGUGGCACGUGGAGCACUGUGAGAUGAUGUUCAAGAGGAGGGGCAGUUUGGAUGAUAUUAUUGCCCAUACAGGGGUAGCGCUGGGAGGGGACCGGAAUAUUUCCACUCAGAGGCAUCAGUGA